GGGGAAAGGGGGAGGAAUGAAAGCUUAGCAAUAGCAAACGUGCAGGGCUUUGAACGCGAGUAAAAUUAAACAGAAAAAGCGACCAAUGCGUUUUUCGGUUGGCAAGAUCGAAGGCGUCUAAUAGUGGGUGACCGCAGAACAAGUGGCACAGGAAGGGUAUUCAUUAGUUUUAAAAGCGGCAGUGACCCGUUCACCGGGGCCCUCGGUUGGGCUGUUUAGAUGAGUCUGGGAUACUGAUUGCAGUUGACAAGCUACUGUAUCCACUUUUCCGUCCCCCGCUCUUCUAAACCAGGAAAUCGCCCAGCUUCAGAUCUGAAAAGAAAAAGGAAGUGAAGAGACGAGUCGCACUCUCGCCUAACAAUGAGCGAGUCCAGCAUUUGCCAGGCCCGGGCCACUGUUAUGAUCUACGAUGACGCCAGUAAGAAGUGGGUGGCUGCAGGAGCCGGCCCACAAACCAUCAGCCGUGUGCAGAUCUACCACAGCCCUGGCAGUAACAGCUUCCGGGUGGUGGGCCGCAAGAUGCAGACAGACCAGCAGGUGGUGAUGAAUUGUCUAAUCACAAAAGGGCUGAAGUACAAUCAGGCCACCCCUAACUUCCAUCAGUGGAGGGAUGCACGACAGGUGUGGGGGCUCAACUUCAGCAGCAAGGACGAUGCGUCAAAUUUCGCCAACAGCAUGACGCAUGCGCUGGAUGUGCUGAGCUCCCUGCCUGAUGCGGCUCCAGGUUACUCCACUCUCCCCCGACCUGCUCAGAAUGGACCCUCUCCAGAAGAACUGGAGCAGCUGAGAAGGCAAGAGCAGGUGGAACGAGAACGACAGGAGUGGGAACGACAGGAGUGGGAGCGGCAGGAACGAGAGCGGCAGGAACGAGAGCGGCAGGAACGGGAGCGGCAGGAACGGGAGCGACAGGAACGGGAAAGGCAGGAACGGGAGCGGCAGGAACGGGAGCGGCAAGCUGCAGCAGUAAUUAUUCCACCUGCGCCUCCAAUGCCAGUACUUGGUGGACCCCCGCCCCCCCCCCGGCCCCCGCCACCACCUGGGCCUCCACCUCCUCCUGGACCACCUCCUCCAGGACCACCACCUCCAAGUGGCGCAGGUCCACCACCUCCUCCUCCGCUGCCCAUGUCCUCAGGAGGUGGUGGAGGAGGAGUAGAUGGAGGGGGUGGAAGCGGAGGAGGAGGCCUGGCUGCAGCCCUCGCUGGUGCCAAACUGCGUAAAGUUGCCAAGCCAGAGGACAGUGGCCCAGGACCAACAGCAGCACCAGCGCCGCCCCCUAAGACUGACGCAAGCCGCAGUAGUGCCUCCCUGCCAGGAGGGGGCGGUGGAGGAGGAGACCUGAUGGGAGAAAUGAGCGCCAUCCUUGCACGACGGAGAAAAGCUGCAGAUAAAGGAGAGAAGGCCCCCGAAAAGGUUCCCAUCAAACCGGAGGAGCCGAGUACUGACGACACUGAGUCUCCAGGUGAUGCACUUAGGAGACCGUGGGAUAAGUCAGCCACCAUGCCGAGGAACAACUCUGUCUCCAGGGGCAUGGAUACCAUUGCUUCAGUUCCCUCCCCAGGCCAAUUUGCCAGGACGAAGCCAGUGAGUAGCAGUAAUGAUGCAGCGGGCGGCGACGAAUCGGAUUUGGACAGACUAAAACAGGAACUUCUGGAGGAGAUGCGCAAGGAACUGCAGAAAGUCAAAGAGGAGAUCAUUAGAGCAUUUGUUCAGGAGCUGCAGAAGAGAGGCUCAACAUAAUCCCAUGGGCAGCUUGGGGGGGUAGACCUUUGUCCCACCUGGGAUAAUGUUUUCUAUUCCUUUCUCUCACUUUUUUUUGGUUCCCCUUUCUCUCAAGCACAAGUUAAUGCAAACGGGGUGACCUCGACUUGGACAUGCCAAAAGACUGUUUGCCUCGUCAUUUGCUCACACUUUUUCUCUUUCCUGCUGUGAUUUUUUUUUUCCCCUCCCACAACAACACAUUUUCUCACCAACAGAGCUCUCCUGUGUAAUUUGCAUUUUUUUUUCAGCUCUUAAUUCUCAUUAAUAUAAGGGUCCACAAGAAUAUGAAAAUAUGAUUUGUCAUUGUGUGCCGAACGACUGUGCAGCAACUCCUUUAUGCCUGUAAAUCAAGAGGGACUGUGGUUGGCUCUGGCGAUGUGGGGGUCAGGCCACAGGGCAAUCUUCAGGUAGACCACUGUGGACUCUGCAAGACCAAGAUGGUGGCACCAGCAAUCAGUCCUGUGUCUCAGGGAUAAGCAGAAUUGCAUUAGCGCGAAGAUUUCAUGCAUCACGCCCGAUCCCACAGUUGGGCAUGGUGAUCACUACAGAAUCCUCAUAGCGAUGACGAGAAAGAGCUACAAAUACUAAAACUGGGAUGUGAGAAAAGUAGAGAAAGAGGGUGGAGUGGCUAGAACCUAAGAGGAUGAUGGUGCACUUGUGGACUCAUCUGUGGCCUGGUGUGAUGCAUCCUGUGUAUCAGAGGGAACCUGCCUUGAUGUACUGCGUGCUCAGGGUCCCGCACUAGCAAUAGCACAACCUCAGUCAAGACAGCAGCCGUUCUGCUUCCCUCUGCUCUAUAUGCAACACAGUUCACGAUUUCAUACUGUAGUUUAGCGGUAAGACUUAGUCUUAAUUGCCUUGAAGAAGAUGUCUAAAUAUAUGUAACUUUUUGAGGGAAUUUAAAACGUAAUUGUUUUAGCUAAGACUACUGGUGAUGGGUGAAUGGUUUUUUUUUUUCCUUUUUAAAAAUGAAUAUUUUGACCUUAAUUUAAUUUCUUUUUUCUAUUAGAAUAUAUCCUUUUUACACUGAAAUAUGAUAGCAUAAACACACUGGAUUAAACAUGGACUCAUAGUCAACUGCUUAUUGUCCUGCCUCUGCCUCCUAGCUUUCUUUUACACUAUGUGCGUAAAAGUGAUUCGUAGGGAACUCAAUGGGUAGCAACAUGCUCACUAACCUGAGUAAAUGGGGUAACAGACUGUAUCGUAACUUCUAAAGAUACAGAAUGUGGCAAUAAAUGAAUUACUAGUAAGUUAACAUAAUAGAAAUUUGUAGACAUUGAUUUUUUUUGUAAUGUUUUGCCCAUAUGCACGUUUUUUUUCAUUUACAAGAAAAAAACCAUGUCAUUAUGUCAAUUUUCUAAAAUUCCCAAUGAGAGUGUGAGGGCUGUGAUGGACUGUCAUCUAGCCUAGGAUGUCCUCUGCCAUGUGCCUUGUGAUUCCUCAGAUUGAUUCCAAGGUUCCAGCUUGUAUGUCAUAUUAUUGUCGGAAUGCUUCCUCAUUUAUCUACACAGGUAAGUAUAUAUCUCAAGGGAACAAAAAAAGUACUCUUUAGAGUUGGAUUGGAAUAUAGCGGAAAGAUAAUUCAUUACAAUGUUUUACAGUACAUUAAGAGAACCAAUCAGUGUUGUGCCCCCGCGGUACUUAAUUUAUGAUGUGAUGUAUAAACAUACCUUCGGACAUAAAUGCCUUGUGCAUAUUACACUCUGACAUUUGUUUAGGCUAAUUCUGCGUUGGUGGUAUAUAUAAAAAAUUAAAGGUGAAAUAAUGGCUUAA
This is a messenger RNA of Brienomyrus brachyistius, 3531 nucleotides long. RefSeq names its product vasodilator-stimulated phosphoprotein-like. Gene Ontology annotation, molecular function: SH3 domain binding; profilin binding. Lineage: Eukaryota; Metazoa; Chordata; Actinopteri; Osteoglossiformes; Mormyridae. The record is from RefSeq and is a predicted model, not a curated record. Gene Ontology annotation, biological process: positive regulation of actin filament polymerization; actin cytoskeleton organization; neural tube closure.